CCUCAUGCCUCCACAUCCUCAGAAAUAAUCAGCCAAUAGGAGAGCCCCGUUUGGCCACGUCGGACGCGCAUCACAUUUCAUUUGGGCCUCGCGUCAAAUGUUCGAAAUCUCGGCCCGAUAAUGUUCGAAAUCUCGGCCCGAUAAUGUUCGAAAUCCGGAAGCCCGGAUAGUCCAUGACCCGGUGAAGCUUCCUGGUCGAUUAUCGAUUCCCCUUCUCUUCUCUUUUUUGAUCUGCCGAUCCCAUUUCUCUUCGUCUUCUCCGUUCACUACGUUUCGCAGAUCUUUAUCGCGGACAUUAAAUUUACUCCCCACUCUUCUGAGUUUUAAUCUCAUUAAUGGAUCGUUAUCGCUUUCUCCGUCCGCGGUUCUAUAUAGAUCUCUUAAUCUGUGUAUUUUUUUUUGGAUCUAGAACUGUUCUAUCCUUUCAACUGCUACUUGCGAUGAAGGUGUCCGGCGUUUCUGACUCAGAGAAAAUGACAGGCGAGACGGCGAUCCCCUCCGAUUCCGUCAAUCCCAUCUCUCAAUCCGGUGUCUCUUCCGGCGAUAACGGUCCGACGAAAUCUAGAUGUGGAAUGGCCGAUUCAAAGGGUACGAGCAAAUCCGGCCCUCAGUCCGGCAUAACAUCCGGCGUUGAUAAACCGGUGAAAUCCAGAGGUACGACUGCUGUAACCCAGAUGCCGAUCAGAACACACGGCAGGACUGGUGGUUCCUCCGGCCCCGUUAUCGGGGUUAGAGGGAGACCAUCUGUCUCAGCAAUCGACAAGGGCAAAUCAAUCGUCAGCGACGACGUAGGGAAGGUUAUAACCUUCAAAGACGUGAAAUUCGGGCCACAUCAAGACGAGAUACGGUUUCGACUGAUCCAUUUUUGGGAAGCUUGGAACGUUCAGACGAAGGUUCUUAUCGGCAUCGAAAUGCUUCUCAUCGAUGAAGAGGCGAGUGUAAUCCAAGGUUUCAUCCCUUAUGGAAGGAUUGAGACCUAUCUGCCUCACAUGAAAGCUGGUUGUACGUACCGGCUCAACAAGUUUUACGGAUCAAAGAGCAAGACAGUGUACCGGAUUGCUGACUCGGAUGUCACUAUUAGCUUCUCAUGGAACUCUGCUCUAACUGCUCUCGAGGACAGCUCAAUCUGUUUCCCUGAGGAUCGGAUCCGUAUUCAUGGAUUCAGGGAGUUCGAUGGUGCUUCCGACUUGAAAGGUGAUCUUUAUGAUUAUAUUGGCCAUAUCAAGCUUGUGAAUGGGAAGGUUCCCACUGACAGCAUAUUGCUUGAUGAAGGUGAGAUAGCUGUGUCUCGGCGAGUUGAGCUUCACGUCCAGACACAUGACGAUCCUGUGAUGAAGUUGUACCUCUGGGACAAGGCGGCCUUUGAGUUCAUUGAUAAGUUUAAAGCAUCUAGAGGCACUGCCCGUGUUAUUUUGGUCACCACUUUAAACCCGAAACGGUUUGGAGGUGUUCUGUCUCUAUCGGCAAUGGCGUCCUCACGUGUAUUUAUGGAUAGUGAUAUCCAAGAAACACUCUCCUACCUCAGCUGGUUGAACUCUAAUUUGGACGUUGCCAGUAGGGUUAAUGCAGAGGUGAUUACCAAGCCUGAGCCAGCGACAUUGGGAGAACUUUUUGCUUAUAUGAACCAGGCGUCCUCUAAGGUUGCUUGGUUUGAGUGCACAGCAACUAUUGAUGAUGUUGUGCACGGGUCUGGCUGGUACUAUAUAGGUUGCGGUGUGUGCCAUACCAAAGCAACCAAAGGGCCUACAACGUUAAUGUGUAAGAAAUGCGGGAAGAGUGAGAUUGUUGGUGUGGCGCAGUACUUGACGAGGCUCUCUGUGUAUGACAACAAUGAUCAAGCCGUGUUUGUUGUCCUCGGUGAUGCCGGUGAGGAGUUGACUGGAAAGAAAGCAAGCGAGUUGGUUGAGAAAUACUAUCAGGUCAAUGACAAUAUUGAAGGCGAUCAUAAGGUCCCAGUUCCUCAGGCUAUGAUUGAUACUAUUGGACAGACGCGAAAGUUCAUUGUGAAGGUAUCGAAACACAAUCUGGACGCUAAGACUCAGACUCUGACUGUGACAAAGGUGCUCCCACCCGAUGCCGCAGGACCUGAGGACAAUUUAGAAGGGGAUGUUGAUGUAAUAGGUGAUGCGGAAGGAGUAGGUAAUGCAGCUGAGUUUGGAAAAAGGGGUGCUGAUGAGAUAGAGUCUGAGGGUGUGAAGCGUGCCAAAUGUGGCUAAUGAAGUAGCCUUGACUUCAUUUGCUUCUUCUUUUUUUUUUGUGUGUUUUCCUUUUUUUUUUUUUGUUUGAGACAUCCUUUUUAUCUUUGGUUUCCUCUGCAACAUUAUACCAACCAUUGGUUAUUAUCUCUUUUUAAUAACAUAAACUAUUAAUAUUUUCUAUGUUAUACAAUUUGAUCAAUGAAAUGGUGUUAUCUAUAUAUAUAUUUACCACAUAAUCUGGAUGAUGAUAAACUGAUUCAGGAAUUUUAGAUUCCGAUUUCUAUUUAAGUAUAGUAGAGAAGUAUCUGUGUACAUAAUUAGCUUAUCAUUGUUUGGGAAUAAGUUAUUUUACACAAAACAAAUACAAUAAUAAAACGAUUUGUGUGAAUAAGCAUGGAUGAUUAAAUGCAAUAACCUGCUGUAAGUAAGCCAAUAAAAUUUGAUAUUCUUUAAAAAAAUUUAAAAACGGGUUAACUGAGAUUCGAACCCUGCAAGUAGAGUAGCUAAUGCGGAUACUACUCUACCAUUGGGCUAAUGUCACUCUUUGUAGAUAUAUGCAUAACUAAAUACAAUAACUUCUUAGAUAAUACAAUAAAAUGAAUUUUUUUAAAAAUAAUUACAAACGGGAUGACUGAGAUUCGAACCCUGUAUAAGAGCUAAUGCGGAUGCUACUCUUCCAGUAGGCCAAAGACACUCAUUGCAAAUAUAUAAAUGACUAAAAGAUAUAACUGUUUAUAUGAGCUAAGAAAAUGGUAUGUUUUUAAGAAUAAAAACGGGUUUUUUAGUGUUCGAACCCUAUAUAAGAGCUAAUGCGGAUGUUACUCUUCCAGUAGGCUACAGACACUCAUUGCACAUAUAUAAAUGACUAAAUUAUAUAACUUUUUAUAUAAGCUAAGGAAAUGGUUUGUUGUAAAAAAUAAAAACGGGUUUUUUUGAGAUUCGAACCCCUAUAUAAGAACUAAUGCGGAUGCUUCUCUACCAUUAGGCUAAAUACACUCAUUGAAAUAUAUGCCCAAAAAUAAAAAUAUAUAUUAACCGGAUGAGAUGAGGAAAACAUAUAUAUAUGGAAACACGAGUGGUUGGAUAGUACAAAUCUUUAUUUAAGCCAAAAAUAUUUGAAAUUUUGACUAAAAUUAUAAUUGCGAUGGGAUGGGGGUUCGAACCCUAUAUUUUCUGAUAAGAAUUUACUUUAUAAAUAAAUAUAACCUCGGUGAUAAACGUCUUCAUCAUCUACAUCUAUACGUAUGCUAAAUCAUUAUAAUGUAAAUAUGAGUAUAAAAAUAAAAUCUAUAAAUAUAAAAUAAGCAAAAGAAAUAAUUGUAUUCAAUAACAAAAAUACAAUCAAUAUUAUUCUAUAUAUACUAAUGUAUAAUAAAAUUAUUGUAAGGAUUAUAUUUUAUAAGUUAACCAGUAAUAUUUAUUUCAAAAAAAAUCUAUUAAAUUAUUCUAAUAACAUGGUUAGCGUUAUUUUCAUAUAUAAUAAUACAUAUAAGAUUCUAACAAACAUGUAUAUUAAUAUCCUUUCUCAAAAAGAAAACAUGAAUCUUACACUAUUAAAAGGAGAAUAUGAAGUCCUCUUAAGCUGUCCAUGUCAGCGAAAAAAUUCGCAACCAAUCAUUUGUCCAUGUCAUCAUGGAUGUUAAGUUGUUGGACCACGAAUUUGUGCUGCGUAAUAGGCCCUUUAACUUUAAUGACCCAUUUUUUUUGCCAUCUUCUUACUCCAACAUAAUUUUGUUAUGACGUCUACAGAAGACAUUCCAGAAUUCACUGUCUUCCUAUCUCUUCCGUAUAACGCUUGCGACGGCUAUAAUGACGAAUUAAAGCUACUUAAUUACUCCUCCAGAUAAAUCGGCGUCUAACUCUCAACAUCCUUCCUCUUACUCAAUCAUAACGAUGCUUCCUCAAGCCAAAAACCUAUUGCUCAGAUCCUCAAAUCCAUUCCUAGCUUUAUGGUAAAUCAAACGGCAGUCACCACCACCCAAAUUCAUUCUCCAUUUUUCUUCAGUAAAGUUUCAUCAGUGGAGAUUCCCAGUUGCUUUUUAAGCUAAUCUAUUUAUGGAAAGCUCACAAUAAUUCCAAAGGAGACAUCAUUCUCGGCCUUGAGAUGCUGAUGAUUGAUGAAGAGAUAAGUGUCCAUAUUUCAAUAUUAUGCUUCCGAUUUCAUACACGUCUCUGAUUUUUUUCUAACAGAUAGAGAAUAUGUUAACAAGAUUCUAUCCUGAAACUCAACACCUAAGAAUUUUUAACGUUAAGAGAUAAUUUUUAAAAUUAGUUAAAUAAGUGAUCAUCUCUGAAUAUGUUAAUGGUUCUCAAUAUCCUUUUAUGUAGUAACUAAAUACAGAAUUGUUCAUAUUGAAAUCUACUACAUAUUUCACAUUUUUAUAGCAAAUAAUUAUUUAAAAAAUAAUAAAUACCAAAAAAUUUAAUAUUGAAAAUAAAUUAUGGCUUCAAAACUUAAAGGAUUGCUGAAUCAUUUUAUUGGUUAUCAAAAUUUACAGAUUUAAGUAUUCAAAAUUAUUACACAUUUAUAAAAUUAUAUAUUUAUAUGAAAUAAAAUUUAUUUACCUAUACUUCAAAAAAUAAUUCAAAAUCAAUCAGACGAUAUAUAAGAAAAUAUAUUAUAUACAUAAGAUGAUAGAAUUUUUUUAUUUUAUUAAAUGUAGAGUAUUUUAAAUUUAAAAAAAAAUUAAACAUGGUUAAGAAAAGAUUAAUAGAGACAUUUAAUAUGUUAACAUAAAUUAAUGAUAUUUCAAACAAAAAAAUAUAUCAAAACAAAUAAAUGAUAUAAUAUUAAAAAAAACUUAAAUUUUAUUUAAAAAAUCUAAGGUUCUAAUGUUUAUAGACAAACAAACCGCGCGUAGCGCGGUAAAAUCUCUAGUAAGUAAUAAUAACGAAUGACUUUUAUGGUAAGGUAAAGAUCGUUUUUUAUUAUUCAUAUAUAUAUUUUACCCUAAAUUCUGUCAUAUUGAGAUGGGACCCCAACUUGCAUAUCGCGAAACUAUAUUUAUGCCAAAAUUAACUCAGAAUCAAGUUUUUGAUUGGUGUAGUUAUAUCCAAUGAUUUGAUGGUCCCUCCAUGUUAGGGUUUCGAGUUUCACUUGAUUGUGGUUUAAUUAGUGUUCAGUUCUUUUUCAUGUGUUGACGUUUGUCACUGAUGUUUUUGUUUUUCUCGUUUUACCCCCCUCCCCAAGUAUUUAUAUAUGUUAAAAAUUUGAAGAAACUUAUAGAUCUCCCGAUGUAUAAUGAUUAUAUUAACAUGACGCAAGUUGAUCUACUAAUCAAAGGGCAGGCAAAAUUUGAAAAUACGAAUAAAAGAAAACUAGGAACAGACGGUAUAUAUAGAUGUCUACAUUUUGAUUAGUUCAAUAAGUUAGGACAAAUCAUUUUGGUUUUGGUCCUUUAGUAGUUUAAAUACGUCAAUGUUCUCAAAAAGGGGAAUAUAACGCGAGUUUUCUAGAAUUAUCAACGAAUAUUUUCUGAUAGAAAUGAAAUGUUAAUUAAGGUUUUAUGGGUGGAUAUGACAAAAGAAAAUGCAGAGAGCUAGAGAUGAAUAAGCAAAGGGAAUAAAGAUGGGUCGGCAGGCAUAAAGUGACAGAGGAGGGACAUUACAAGACAGCUUUGGCUGGUCGGAUCAAUAUAAUGUUUGUCAAAUUAUCACACUAACAGACGCAGAGUCCGGCCCGCAUGGUGUCAUCAUUUCUCUUCAUCCCCCGCUUUAUCAUUUCUUUCCAAUUACUAAAAACAAAAACAAAACAAUCUUCGUCUUGUAAUGUUUCCUUUUUACUGGGUUUCACUAGUUGUGCCCCUAACCCGAAGUCAACUUUACGUGUUACAAAAUUUGUUUAGAAAGUCAAUGAGAUCAAUGCAUUUGGGAUUUGAUAAAGGUGUCUCACUCUAGCUCGUUCGAAUGAGCUAAACAGAAUUGUGUUUUUGGCUAUUGAUCUAAAUCGUUCGCUGGUUUUAGGUUUAAAUUGAUAUAGUUAAUCCGACAACCUCUUUACUAGUUGAUAUUAAACAUGAAUUUGAAACUUUACUCAUAUGAAAUUGUUCAAAAUAGAUUGUGACUGCUCUUUCAAACUCAUUUCUAAACCACCGAUCAAAUUGAUAAUUAACGAUUUCGAUAAACAUCCUCACAAGUGUGGUUUGCCUAUCUGGUACAAUAUUCCGGUUAAUCAAAUCUAUAGAGGAUCAGUCUUGAUCGGACCCGACUAGACUAGUCAUAGUUACAGCCAUAGUUAGAUAUACUAUUUGAAAUGAAACUACCAUUGUACAGAGAUCACUGAAAAUGCAAUUAUUGAAGGGAUAAAGAGAGAUGAAGAAAGGUGAUGGAUGUGAAAAAAACACGAAAAAUUUAAACACAUUCGAACGAACACACACAAAAGCAAGUUAAAUAAAUGAGAAAAAAAGGAAAAAAAAAACGAAAUGAUCACUUUCGCCAACCCACACUCCAGUCUCUUCCCCACUUCUGUAGUCCCAUUAAUCAGAUUCAUAUUAUUAAUUUUUCUCAAACAAUUUUACCAAAAAAAAAAAU
Molecule: messenger RNA, 6728 nt
Organism: Brassica rapa (field mustard)
Lineage: Eukaryota; Viridiplantae; Streptophyta; Magnoliopsida; Brassicales; Brassicaceae
Product: replication protein A 70 kDa DNA-binding subunit E-like
Source: RefSeq, a predicted model, not a curated record